Thamnophis elegans (Western terrestrial garter snake) is the source of this 6513-nucleotide messenger RNA. It is a transcript of the gene KDM4A, whose product is annotated as lysine demethylase 4A. Gene Ontology annotation, molecular function: histone H3K36 demethylase activity; histone H3K9 demethylase activity. The transcript is spliced from 22 exons. Gene Ontology annotation, biological process: chromatin remodeling. Gene Ontology annotation, cellular component: nucleus. NCBI's taxonomy places the organism in Eukaryota, Metazoa, Chordata, Lepidosauria, Squamata, Natricidae. Bases 155 to 3349 code for a protein of 1064 amino acids. The record is from RefSeq and is a predicted model, not a curated record.
GACCGUGGGGGGGCGGGACCCAAGACGGGGUUGGCCCCAAGCUAAUAUAGAACUCUACUUCGGGCCCUGUCAGAAGUGCAGGUGGGUCCUGUGAGGCCUUCGUGCACUAGUUCUCCUGGUUCACAUAUGAGAAGAAAGAUUGUGAAGAAAAAACAUGGGGUCCGAAUUGGAGAACCUAAAUCCAAGUGCCAGAAUAAUGACAUUCCAUCCAACUGUGGAAGAAUUUAAAAAUUUCAGCCGUUAUAUUGCCUAUAUAGAGUCUCAAGGAGCCCAUAGAGCUGGAUUGGCAAAGAUUGUUCCUCCUAAGGAAUGGAAACCACGCAAAUGGUAUGAUGAUAUUGAUGAAGUGGUCAUCCCUGCUCCCAUUCAGCAAGUAGUUACUGGCCAGUCAGGCCUCUUCACUCAGUAUAACAUCCAGAAGAAAGCUAUGACAGUCCGAGAAUUCAGGAGGAUAGCAAAUAGCGACAAGUACUGUACUCCUCGGUAUACAGAUUUUGAAGAUCUUGAACGCAAGUACUGGAAGAAUCUCACUUUCAAUGCUCCCAUCUAUGGGGCAGAUGUUAAUGGCACACUCUAUGACAAGCAUAUAGAAGAGUGGAAUAUUGGUCAUCUGAAUACAAUUCUGGAUAUAGUAGAAAAUGAAAGUGGUAUUACCAUUGAGGGAGUGAAUACACCUUAUCUCUACUUUGGCAUGUGGAAAACAUCCUUUGCCUGGCACACGGAAGACAUGGACCUGUACAGUAUAAAUUAUCUGCAUUUUGGGGAACCCAAGUCCUGGUACUCUAUUCCUCCAGAGCAUGGGAAGCGGUUGGAACGUCUUGCUAAAGGGUUCUUUCCUGGAAGUGCUCAGAGUUGUGAAGCUUUUCUCCGUCACAAAAUGACCUUGAUCUCACCAUCAAUAUUGAAGAAAUAUGGCAUCCCAUUUGACAAAGUGACUCAGGAAGCAGGUGAAUUCAUGAUAACUUUUCCUUAUGGAUAUCAUGCUGGUUUUAAUCAUGGCUUCAACUGCGCUGAAUCUACUAAUUUUGCCACACUUCGUUGGAUUGAGUAUGGAAAGCAGUCUAUUUUAUGCUCCUGCCGCAAGGACAUGGUCAAAAUCUCCAUGGAUGUCUUUGUGAGGAAAUACCAGCCUGAUCGUUACAAGCUCUGGAAAGCUGGGAAAGAUGUGACAGCCAUUGAUCAUACUCUUCCUACACCAGAAGCAUCUGAGUUCUUUAAGGGUGAACUUCUUCAAAAAGUUAAGAAUGAGAAGCAGUGCCCUGAAGAAACUGAAACAGAGGAAGAAUGUAAAGCAGAUGAAGAUAUGGAGAAAAAAAAUGUCCCAAAGCAUCGCAUUGGAAGCAAGCGUCACCGAGUCUGCUUAGAAGUUCCUCAUGAGGUGAGCCAAAGCGAGUCCUUUCCCAAGGAGGAGGUGGUCCCAAUACAGUUUGAGAUGGAGGAAGCAGCCCCUCCAGUUGGACCUGCUAGAGAGCCUGUACAGCAAAGGGAUGAAGCCCUUGCACCGCCAGAGUAUGCAGAUUCCUCUGAAGUAAAAUUUGAAGAACUGAAAAAUGUUAAGCUAGAUGAAGAGGAAGAGGAGGAGGAAGAGGAGGAGGAAGAAGAGGAACCAGAAGCAGCUGUUCUAGAUCUUUCCAUUUCACAUUCUGUGUCUUCAGUUUUGACCCAGUCUACCAUGAAACCAAGCCCAGUCUCCAGCUUUCAGUCUAGCUCAUCUUUUUGUUCUGGCUCUUCAGAUUCUGAACCCCCUGAUCUUUCCAGGCAGUUGGUUGAGCAAACUGAGGUGCUCACAGUCCAUAGUUAUGCUAAGGAAGAGGUGAAUGUCAUGGACAUUGAACACCCUUCCAGGAAGAAAACCAGUUCCACAGCUUGUGUCGAUGGACAGGAGCUUGCAAAAAUGGCAAAGGAUUACAUCAGAUCUGUAAAGGAUCGUAAGCAAUCAAAAGGCCGUCGUCAGCCGUUGACCAAACUCCCACGUCAUCACCCACUCUUGGUUAAAGACGGCCUUAGUGAUGAUGAAAUGUCAGAGCAAUUGACACCUGAAGAAGAAACUGAAGAGAUGGAAGCAUGGGCCAAGCCUCUCAGCCAACUGUGGCAGAAUCGUCCUCCAAACUUUGAAGCGGAAAAGGAGUAUAAUAUUGCCAUGGCUCAGCAGGCUCCCUAUUGUGCAGUGUGCAUGCUCUUCCAAACCUACCAGGCAGAUUGUGGAAGUCAGAGCUUACAGGCAAUUCCAAAUGCUGCUAAUGGAAAGAUCAGAACUAAGCCCCUCAUCCCUGAGAUGUGUUUUACUACCACUGGUUGUAGUACAGAUGUCAGCCUCUCUACCCCAUAUCUGGAGGAAGAUGGCACCAGUAUUCUGAUCACAUGCAAGCACUGUCAGGUCCGGGUCCAUGCCAGUUGUUAUGGAGUAGCCCCUGAGAAGGCAACUGAAGACUGGAAAUGCUCUCGAUGCAAAGCCAAUGCUUUAGAAGAGGAUUGCUGCUUAUGCUCACUUCGGGGAGGUGCACUUCAAAAAGCCAAUGAUAACAAGUGGGUUCAUGUUAUGUGUGCUGUAGCAGUUCUGGAGGCAAAAUUUAUAAAUAUUGCUCAGCGUAGUCCAGUUGAUGUCAGCAAAAUCCCACUGCAACGCUUCCGACUGAAAUGUGUCUUCUGCAAGAAGAGGCGAAAGAGAAUAGCUGGUUGUUGCGUGCAGUGCUCUCAUGGCCGCUGUCCUACAUCUUUCCACGUCAGCUGCGCUCAAGCAGCUGGAGUCAUGAUGCAGCCAGAUGACUGGCCGUUUGUGGUCUUCAUUACCUGCUUUCGACAUAAAAUUCCAUCUCAAGCAGAGCGAGCUAAAGCCGGUCUACAGGAUCUUGCUGUGGGACAGCCUGUGAUAAGCAAGCACAAGAAUGGACGUUUCUAUCAAUGUGAAGUGGUCAAUCUGACAAAGGAAACAUUUUAUGAGGUCAACUUUGAUGAUGGCUCCUUCAGUGAUAAUCUAUAUCCAGAAGAUAUUGUGAGUCGAGAUUGCCUCCAGCUUGGUCCUCCACCUCCAGGAGAAGUUGUUCAAGUCAGAUGGACUGAUGGACAGAUUUAUGGAGCUACUUUUGUGGCUUCUCAUGUCAUCCAGAUGUACCAGGUGGAGUUUGAAGACGGAUCCCAACUGAUGGCAAAAAGGGAUGAUGUCUAUACACUUGAUGAAGAACUUCCUAAAAGAGUCAAGUCAAGGCUGUCUGUUGCCUCUGACAUGCGCUUUACAGAGAUCUUCACAGAGAAAGAAGUCAAACAAGAGAGAAAAAGACAGAGGGUGAUCAACUCACGUUAUCGUGAGGAUUACAUCGAGCCUGCACUGUACCGGGCCAUUAUGGAGUAAUAGCUUGCAGCAGGAUUGCAGUGACACCCCACAAUGGAUUCUAGCACUCCAGCACAGCAGAAGCCAAACAGACAGUCUUCAUAUCCCACUUUUUUUAAAAAAAGAAAUGAAAUAAGCUUAUCUGACUCUCUGUAGCACCUUGAAGGUAUGGAUUUGGCUUUACUGGUAAACUCCAAGGCUAUCAUUCAGGAGCACAUCUUUGAGUUUGUGAGGCAUUUGGUUCAUACCAGCUUCGAUGUCUUCGCCGUUAGCUGUGAGUUUCUUCAUUCAAUACAAACUCUUCUUUGGCAGAAGGAUAACUUUCCAUUACCAUCCAAGGAGUAGCCCAGACAGUCACAGUGCUAAAAAUGACUUUCUCCUUUUUUCCUGGAUUAAAUGUCUAUUUCUGGGGGAAAUUCUGAGCUCAUCCUGCCUGCACAAAGCUGGUGAUGUUACUGGUGCUUGACAAUGAAUUCCCUUUUAUAUUUAUAACCCUGUUUUUUGUCAUGAGCACGCUUCUUUUUUUUUAAGCAUCACCUCUCUGAGAACAGAGCUAAAUGAGCUGAAGAAUGGAGAGUGAAAUUGAUUAACUCUCUUUAUUCCCAACUUCUUGAACCUUUGAAGCUUUUGUCCCUAUUUUAUAUUCAGAGACUUAUUUACUCAUAUGUUUUAAUUGUUAUAGUUUGUGCCUAUGUAAUAGGAAAAGGUUUUGAGCCAUUCAGCGCUGUGCAUUCCUCAGGCAAGAGAAUCCUAGGAAAUCCUCGAUUUAUCCCAGAUUAAGGCAAUAAGGACUACAAGGAUUCCCAUUCCUGUUUGGCUUGGAAAGACCACCAAUUGGGCCCAGGUUGCAACAAGAUUGCCUGGGGAAAUUAGCAUUCUUUCAUCUCACUGGCAGGGACCCCAAAUUGUGGGGUAUUUGAAUCCAGUUUGAAUAUUCAUUAAAUUAUGUCAGAGGUCAGCAUUACUGGUAUUUCUGUUUGGAAGCUUUGCACUGUUUUUGCCCAAACCUAUACAGGUAAGACUAAUGGAAGGGCUCAUGUACAUUUAGAUUUAUCUUUUUUGUGGGACAGAGAAAAGGAAGCUGAAGGUACAUUUUCAAGAGGUGUCUCAUUUCUUUGCUGUGCAGUUAUUGGGGACAGUUUUCAUCCAGAUAUAUUGCAAGAAAAGAAAAGCUACUUGUCCGGUUAUAAAUAUGCCCUUGUAAUCUGUGUCUAUAGUACCUGGAACAUGCCCAUAUCAUCUAAUCUUGGAAGAUAAAUGUGCUCAUGUUUACUACGGUAGAGGUUCCAGGGAAGACUGUAGUAAUAACAUAAUACUGUACUGUAUUAAUACAGUGUAGUAUUCCUUCCCUUUAUUUAUCUGUUUAUCUUGCUGCAUAAAGUUCACACAACAUAUAGGUAGUCCUAUAUUUACAUCCAUUCAUUUAAAAGUGGUUCAGAGUUAUGACAGUCUCAGAAAAAGUGACUUGCAAACUCUCCUCAAAGUUACAACUGUUGCAUACCCCCCUCAGGCAGGUGAUCACAAUUCAGGCGCUUGACAGUUGACUUACAUGUGGGAUGCAGUUGCAGCAUCUUGCAGUCACAUGAAGGUUGCGAUUUUCCAACAAGCCAAGUCAAAUUGAACCAGGUCCACUUAACUGUGAUUCAUUUAAUGACCACAUAUUUCACUUAAUGACCAUGGUAAAAAUGAUUGUAAAAUAGGUCCAGUCACACGAUUCAUUUUAUGACUGCACCAACUUACAACAGAAAUUCCAGUCCUAAUUGUGAUUGUAAGUUGAGGACUACCUAUAGAAGCAAACUUCUUUUGUUCAGGUGAACAAAAUCUCAAAACCUUUUCUGACUCCUCUCCUUCCUUUAUUAAUUAGGAUCCUAAAUGCAUUUUGGAGGAAAUCUAGAAGAAGUGGAGAGAUGUUGAUCUCCUUUCUGUAUUACUUUAGAAUUUAAAUCUGUAUUAUUAUAAAGAUUGGCUCUCUUCAUAAGCACAAUAUAUAAAUAUAAAUAUGUACAAAGGAACAACUUUUGAAAUAUUUGCAAUUGGACACUGCCUCUCAAUUUGGAAGUAAGAUUGGCAAUUAUAUAGUACAUGAGAAUAUCUUACUGCUUUCAGUUGCUCCCUUUUAAAAAGUGUCAUGUCUCCAGUCUUCUUUUUGGUCAUGAAUUCGCAAGUAUUUAUUUAAAUGGUUUGUGCUAUCUAGCAAGAUGGGCAGGCUUUUCUUUUUGCCCCUUGUGUAUUAAGCAAAAAUCAUUCUGGGCAAUAUAUUCUCUAUGUCAGUAUUCUUUUGAUUCCCCAGGAAUGUUUUUAGUACAAAGCAGAAAACCCCCCCCCCUCUUUUCUUGCCUGUUAACCUGGAGGUUACUACUGUCCCAGAUAUAAUAGGCUUUUCUGUGUCAAUAUUAAAACUGAAUCAUGAUGCCAAAGGUUCGUUCAACAGGCAUAGGGACUUUACCUUAGGUUUUCUUCUGCUUUUAGAUUGAAAAUAAACUACAGGUGAUAUGUAUCAAUGGAUUUUAAAAAUAUUUUUGAACUGGAGCUUGAACUGUUCAAAAUCUUCCGGAAUUUUUAAAAAUGAAUUCACAUCAUCAUCAAAUAUUUCUGAGUAUAUCUACAAAUUGGUUUAACUCAUUUUAAAAUCUAGAAGAUGAUUUUGCAAGAUUUUUACAGGAUUUUAAUAUGCCUGCUUAUAAUUGAGCAGGCAGUAAGAAUUCUAAGAGCCCUUUUAAUCAUUAUAUCCUAUUUUAUUCUUAUAAAUGUGUCUGUUGCUGUCAUCCAGUCAAACUGCAAUUGUUUUAUCUGAAAUCAUUGUAAUGAAAUUGUUGAUUAAUUUUAUAAGUUUGACACAUAAUUGGGAUAAACUUCUUCCUAUUGAUGGUUUAACAAGCUUUUGAAAAUAUAAUCUCCAUUUUCUUAGUUUGCCCCUGGCAUUAAAUAUAUGCACACACCUCUGCAUAAGGUUGCAGCAGACUUUAUAUGUACAGAAAAGAACAAGAUGAAAUAUGUGAUCUAGACAUGCUCUAUUAUGAUUCCUUGAAGACAGACUCCCAUAAUUUCUGACCUAUUGGAAGUUGUGCUGGUUUUAGGAUGCCAGUGUGAGAUGUAAACAAGACAGGCAGCUUUAUGUAUUGUUUUUCUGAUCUAGUAAUAUAAUUUUGGACUAGACUCAACUGAUUAAAUCUGAAACACUUUAA